Centruroides sculpturatus (bark scorpion) is the source of this 1456-nucleotide messenger RNA. RefSeq names its product 26S proteasome non-ATPase regulatory subunit 5-like. Gene Ontology annotation, cellular component: cytosol. The record is from RefSeq and is a predicted model, not a curated record. NCBI's taxonomy places the organism in Eukaryota, Metazoa, Arthropoda, Arachnida, Scorpiones, Buthidae. Bases 100 to 723 code for a protein of 207 amino acids. Gene Ontology annotation, biological process: proteasome assembly. The transcript is spliced from 3 exons.
UAAAAUAAUAAAAUUCAAUAUUAAUUUUUAAUUUUUUUAUUACAGGUUUUUGUAAAAAUUGCUUGUUGUUCUCCACAAGCAUUACAGAUAGUGAUUGAAAUGCAGUAUUUAGAACAGUUAACAUCAGAAAUAUAUAAAGAUGACAUGUUGCUGUUGCUGAACUGCGUAGAAUUGUUGACUAAUUUAGUGCUGGUUGAGCAUGGACUCGUAUGUCUGCAACAGUACGGCCUCUUGGAUAAAUUACAAGAGUUGUUAACAAGGUCACUUGAAGAUUCUUUAGGUUCUUUUAUACUUCCAGGUUUGCUUAAAUUUUUUGGCAAUCUUGGACACUCCCAACCAAAAAAGCUUUUUAAAGAACUUCCAAAGGUGGUGAAUAUUAUUUUUAACUUGUGUGACAGUAAUGAUUUUGUCCUGAAGAGCCACGCGGUUCGAACGUUGGGUUUUAUCGGGGCAAUGUCUGACGGGAAGAGAUAUUUAGUGCAAGAAGGGACUAAGAUGGAAAAAUAUCUUCAAUGUGUUGGUGAUUUAAUAAAAGGAGGUUCAAAUGAAGUAAAAGUUGAUGGCUUGGCUACUAUGUUUGAUCUAAUUCAGAUUAUGGUAAGUUAUUUGUACUAUAUUUUCUUUAUUAUUUAUCAUUGUAAGUAUGAAGUAUCGCAAAUCUUGCAUUCCUAUUAUUACAAAUUACAGAUUGAUACCCAGGGAUGGUCAGUGAUUAGGGGCUAGAGGGAUCAAAUCCCACUUAUAAUUAUAUCAAAUUACUUGCUGAUAAAAAGCAUACGUUUAUUGGAUAUAAACAUUUUAAAGUAAUAUUCAAACAUUAAUCUCACAAUUAGAGAAUAUUCAGCUGGGGAUGACCAUGCAAUAAAGUUAUACAAGUUUAUCACUGUGCAUAAGAUUGUGCAUCCUAUCUACACAACUUUGUCACUGGCAAUACAGUCAGUUGUGUAAUCUUUCAUCUUUCCCUCAUGAAAUUUGACGACUAAUGGAUACGCCACCUGUAAUGGCUGUAAUUGUGAUUUGCUGUAUACCUUGUAAUGUGUUAGUUCUUUGCAUUAAUUAAUCAAUUGAUUAGAGUGUGGCUUAAAAUUAUAUUUUAAAGUAUUAAAACUAAUAAAAAUCGUAAAAUAUAUAUAGUAGGCAACCUUUGAUAGUAAUUGAAGUAUGAUAUUGUUUCAUACAGUGUGUAGCAAAACUGCUAUUAUUUUGGGGAUAGAUACUUCUAAAAUAUUGGUACAGAGUUUAGUUACACCCUGUAUAUUGCAUUUAUUAACAUUGUAUGAACAAAGUUGCCCAAUGCACCCAGUUACACAGUCAGAGAUGAAAGAGAAAACAUGAACAAAAUUUCUUUAUAAGUAUAAUUAAAUCCACUUAUUUUAUUUAUAAAUAUUGUUAUCAACAGUCUAAUAUUAUCAGAUUAGUAAACCCUAAAAUAUGUAAAUUGAAAAAUACUCUAUAA